Molecule: messenger RNA, 1116 nt
Organism: Huiozyma naganishii CBS 8797
Lineage: Eukaryota; Fungi; Ascomycota; Saccharomycetes; Saccharomycetales; Saccharomycetaceae
Gene: STE50
Product: Ste50p
Exons: 1
Coding region: 1-1116 (371 amino acids)
Biological process (GO): signal transduction
Source: RefSeq, a predicted model, not a curated record
AUGUCACAUUCGCGGCAGUCUUCCUCUGAGAUUGGCCGUACGUUGACCGCGGCAGAUGCUGUGGACGAGAACAACAUCGUCAGUGGUGCUGGUGCUAAUUGCAAGACACCGUUCAUAAAUGACGGCGACUGGAAGGAGUGGUCCGUGGAGAAUGUCGUUAGUUGGUGCCAGACGUCACUGAAUUUGCCAGACGACGAUGUUCUGUGCCGACAACUCGCUGAGAACGAAAUAACUGGGGAUCUGCUGCCCGAAUUGUGUCUGGACGACUGUAAAGAGUUGUGUACAGGCGAUAAUGGUGCGGUUCCCGCUGUAGAGGGCACUGUUCAGAAGGCAAUACGGUUCAAGCUGAUGAUUAACAAGCUGGUUAACGAAAACGGUACUCAAAAGGACGAGCUACAAGAGCAGCAAGAAAACAUGGCCAUAUCACUACGAAACUUGUACUCCACGGUCUCGACGAAGUUGCAAGAAUAUCAGACGCAGUACACUAGUCUUAGAAUGGACCUGUUGGAACUGUUCAAGAAUUCGAACAAUGCAGCUACAGAACCUGCCACAUCGCGUAAUGGCAGUAGAUCAGGUAUCACUUCAUCGGCACACAUUACUUCUGCAUCACAGUCACCGACCAGAACCGCGAGACCACCAAACGUUAAUACACACUCUGCACAGCAGGCCCAAUUCCCGCCGCAUAGCCAGCUGUCGCACUCGCAUUCCCACACGGGGCAUAUCGCAAACAGCGCAAUGAGCUCUCAGGGAGGUGGUCCACCACGGAAGGAUAGUGCCGCCUUGGCUCAUACUGGUGGUACGGCUGGAAUCACAAGCGAGCCCUUAAAGCAGCUGCGGGCGUCUAAGGAAGAUUCGUGUGAGCGGAUUCUGAAGAACGCGAUGAAACGACACAAUUUGAACGACCAUGAUUGGAGACAGUACGUCCUUGUGCUUGGAUACGGUGAUCAAGAGCGCAUCAUCGAAAUGCAUGAGAAACCCGUCGUGAUGUUCAAGAACCUGAAGCAGCAGGGGCUGCAUCCGGCAAUCAUGCUGCGAAGAAGAGGAGACUUCGAGGAGAUGGCUUCCGGGAACAGUAGUAAUGGAAGUAACAACAAUACACCCGGUGGGAGAUUGUGA